UGAUGAUGACAAAGAAAUUUUAUCUGAUGAUAUAAUUGAUGAUAAUUCAGAUUGUAGGACUCCAGUGAAUCAAAUAAAAUCUGAUAAACUACUCAGAGCUGCUGCUGAAAGCCUUGCGAGUCCAGAUGAAUCAAAAAGUGGAUUUUCCAAUUCCAUACCACUUGAACAAUAUAUUAAACUUAUGUCAAUUAAACCAAAAAGAAUAGCUGAGAUUCCUGAAUGUUGGAAGCAAAUUUUAAAUGAUUACUUUUCAGAGACUAUUUCAAGUGGUGGGUCACCAAAAACAAUACAUGAGUGGGUCAAGGUAACUGAUGAGCUUAAUGCUGUCAAAGAUAGUGAUAGCAAUGAAGCUAUUAAGUUCAAAAAAUACCUCAAUUGUGUCAUGUCACCACUGAUUGAAUCCUUUCUAAAACCACUGCCAGAUAUUAGCUCACCAGAUACAUCUGAGCAUCAUUAUUGGGCUGAAUUUGCACAUCGCUUCUUUUCAAAGGCAUUACAAUACUUUGCAAAUUUAGAUUGGAGGAUCAUGGAGUUUGCAGAUAUUUUGGCAUGGACUUGGGAUACAAAAGAAGAGCUAUUUGUGGGUGAGCAAGCUGGUGCCCCAACAAAUCCUGAUCUUACAAAAUACACUACUGACUGGUUUAAAUUAUAUAGAGAAUUACAAGAUUGUUUAAAUUUGAGGAUAUUACAAGCAAUGAAACUAGGAGAUGUCAAUUAUAAUGACCUACUUGGUUACUUAUAUGAAAUGAAAAUGACAAUUAUGUGGAAAGAUGGUAUUUAUAUUUAUGAAGAAUUUAGUAGUUUUACAAUAGCAUCACACCCUGGCAUGAUCCACCAAAUGAAAGCUGGAAUCAUAAAACUUCUUGAAUUUAUGGAAGAGUCAUCCAAAAUUCAACAUUUCAGUUUUAAUGGUGAUGAGGUACAAAUUUUAAAAAGAAAAUUCCAAGAAAUAAUAACUCAAACACAAGAAUCACCACCUAAAAGACCAAAAUCAAAGUUGUGA
Molecule: messenger RNA, 1003 nt
Organism: Entrophospora candida
Lineage: Eukaryota; Fungi; Glomeromycota; Glomeromycetes; Entrophosporales; Entrophosporaceae
Source: the annotation of a GenBank genome assembly